This is a messenger RNA of Xyrichtys novacula (pearly razorfish), 4323 nucleotides long. The record is from the annotation of a GenBank genome assembly. Lineage: Eukaryota; Metazoa; Chordata; Actinopteri; Labriformes; Labridae.
AACAGUCGCCGACGUAACGACGACACAGAGGUGUAGGAUGUAGCACAAGACGUGGCUAGCGAGCUAGUGGGUACAGUAGGACGUCAGAAAAUACAUUCACAUCGUUAUCCGGGUCAAUUUUUCUUCAUGCUCAAGUGAGUAUAUCACUACUUUAUACUGUUUUCUUUCAGCGUGGGUGGUUGUAAUUAACCAUUCGUGGGUUUAAUUUGCCCAGUCUGGGAUCUGUCUGGUUAGCUCGUCUGCUAUUAUCCACAGGAAACCGAAACCAGAGGCACUGGAGGCGCUAGCAUGGCUAUCUAGUUAGCUCGCAUGAUCCACAUUUAAUUCAUGACGUGCAAACCGCACUGACAUCUGGUAUCACCGAUUUGGGCAUUUAUUUAAGAUGACACCAGUUUGUCUCAUUGGACACCCGAAUGUAUAGCGCUUUAGUGUCGGUUUUGUUGCGGAGGAGCAUAAUUUAGGUAGCUAACAUUAGCAUGAAGGGCUAGUCCGCUUGCAGGGCAUGCUGAGAGAGACAGACGGGAGGAAAAGGGGCUGAAGGGGCUGUUAAAUCACCCCAGACCGGUAUAUGCUGCUUUUACCAAAAUGAGGUCAGCUAUCAGGCAGCUGGGAUGACAACAGGAUGCUCUCCUCAGAUGUUAGUGCAAUUUCAUAUGUGGAGGAUAAUGUUAGAGAACCACAUUCCGGAUUAAGGACACCGCUUUUUGGCUCCAGGAUCUGUAUAAAUACGGCAUGCUAAAAUGUCAUGUGUCAUUGUGCAUUUACAGCUGUAAUUGAUUUAAAAGACGGGGAUAAGAUGCGCGUAAUUCCUCUUGUAACAGCCUUUUAAAGAGUUAUUUUUGUCAUGUGUGUUUUUUUCCAGAGUAUUUGGGUGUCUCUCUCUCUGCAGACUGAUGAUAUCUGCCUGAUGUGACGCAUCAGCUUUAUAUCAAGAGCUGAAUGGAAGUAUUGAAGGGCUUUUGUGAGUGAGGUAUGCUCAGUUUACGGCUGCAGUUGCUAACAUCCAUAUCUUGCUGCAAUCUUGUUGUUUCUGUGCCUAAUCUAUGAGUAAUGUGUCUCACAGGAGGUUGUGGUUCCUGGUAAUGUACCAUGGGGUACGACGUUACGAGGUUCCAAGGGGAGGUGGAUGAAGACCUGCUGUGCCCCAUAUGCAGUGGAGUCCUUGAGGAACCAGUGCAGGCAAGCCUUAAUCCUAAAUCAUAUUUGAUCACAUCAUUUUUCAAAUAUGUAUUUCAUGCGUCUCUCCUCGUUUUCCUUUCAGGCUCCACAUUGUGAGCAUGCCUUCUGCAAUGCCUGUAUAACACAGUGGUUCGCCCAGCAGCAGAUUUGUCCCGUCGAUCGCACGGUUGUGACACUAGCUCACCUCCGACCUGUGCCCCGCAUCAUGCGCAACAUGCUGUCCAAACUCCAGAUCAGCUGUGACAAUGCAGGGUUUGGCUGCACGGCAACACUACGGCUGGACCAGCUGCAGUCGCAUCUGAAGGAUUGUGAGCACAACCCUAAAAGGCCCGUCAACUGUGAGGAGGGAUGUGGGUGAGUGCAGUGCAACAGCUGCAUGCAGUGAUUGCAAAAGUUUUGUCACCCUUAAGAACCAGAAAAUAACACCAUAGGUCAAUCCACAGGUCACCCUAGGUUGAGUUCAAGUGUAUGACCUUUUCACUGUGCAGCAGGAUAUAACAAUAAUGUGUUUUUUUUGUCUUUGACCUACUUCUACAGGCUUGAAAUGCCCAAAGAUGAGCUACCCAACCAUAAAUGUAUCAAACACUUACGGAGCGUCGUCCAGCAGCAACAGACGAAGAUCUCGGAGCUGGAGAAAACUGUGGCAGAACAUAAACACCAAUUGGGAGAACAAGUAAGACCAUAUUUCUGCUCACUGAUGUAUUAGCCACAAAGUGUUCUAUGUGUCCAGUUUGAAAAAUGUUGCUUACAAACUCGUGUAGCACAAGCUUAGAAAUGCCCCAAAGCAUAUUAUUUAAAGUUCUUCAAGUGCAGGUCUUUCAUCAAAACAAUCUAGUUAUAGAAGUUUGCUUGACUGGGCCAUUUUAAAUAUUCUGUGGUGUUGCUUUGCAUUGAGGAUGAACUGAUGUCUGUCACUGUAGUUUUCCUGUGUAAGUUAUCAAGUAUGAUGUGGAGAGCUGGGUGGAGCCUAUGUUGUUAGGAGAGCAGUAAGUCACACCAUGAAAUAUUAAAGCUCCAUUUUUUUAGUAAACGUUGCUGUUUGUUGAUAAAGUCAGAUAAAGAAAGAGAAGAGGAAUAUUUAUACAUCACCACCUUACUCUAUAAGGUGUUGCUAUUAAAAUACAUCCUCCUAAUGACUGGUUUGGAAUCAGGAAAAGCUAAGAGGAUUAAGGAUCAAUGUGUGCCCAGAAAGAGUCGAUAAAAGUGAGUUAAGAGUAGAGUGCUGCUGAUUCAUUAAGUCAUCGAUGUAGGAGCCGACAGACUGCAGGUUUGCAAAUUGAGAUUUUAUGUCUAGUAUUUUGGAGACCAUAUGAACUCAGUUAUUGAAAAUGAUGUUAUUAAUUUCCAGAAACGGGACAUUCAGCUGCUAAAAGCCUAUAUGAGAGCCAUCCGCAGUGCGAACCCAAACCUGCAAAACCUGGAGGAGAGCAUCGAGUACAAUGAGAUCUUAGAGUGAGUUAAAACUUCAUCUUCUCUCUUCUUGGGUGUUCUAUUAUUAAUCAUGUCAGGGAGCUGCAGCUCAGCCCUUAACUCUCUUGUGGUUUUCACUUUAUAUUAUCUUCAGGUGGGUGAACUCCAUGCAGCCUGCGAGAGUCACACGAUGGGGUGGCAUGAUCUCCACCCCUGAUGCCGUGCUCCAGGCAGUGAUCAAACGCUCCCUGAUCGACAGCGGCUGCCCCCUGUCCAUUGUGAACGACCUGAUCGAGAACGCCCACGAGCGGAACUGGCCACAGGGACUGGCCACGCUCGAGACGCGGCAGAUGAACAGGCGCUACUAUGAGAACUACGUUGCUAAGCGCAUCCCUGGCAAGCAGGCGGUGGUGGUGAUGGCCUGUGAGAAUCAGCAUAUGGGGGAGGAUAUGAUCCUUGAGCCCGGCCUGGUCAUGAUCUUUGCUCACGGAGUGGAGGAGAUCUUAUAACUGUACGGCAAGCAGAGCUGAACCAGAGACAAGUGGGAGGGUUUUUGCUUUAGGGGUUUGCUGUGAUGAGUAAGUUGAUACUCAUUGGAGUGAAACCUUCAGAAUAAAUCUGGCUUAUUUAAAAUAAAAUGAUAUAAGAGGCUCACUCCUAAGCUUGAUACCUAUGCCUUAAAGUAAGGACAAUUAUAUUAUGAUCCUAUUAAGUAGAAACUUAAUCUGACUGAUCUAAGAUAAAAGGUGAGAUGUGAUGUUUACAAGGUUUAUAUUUGGUGCAUUAUAUGAUCUGAUUGUUCUGCUCCGUGUCCUAAUGUAGUGAUAAGCUUGAGCCCCAGUUUAAUGUCCUCAGUUGUAUAAAUGCCUGUAAAUACAAAUACUAUAUUGGAUUAUAAAUGUCAGUCUCUUACUCCUCUCACUGUAAUUAGAUUGUGAUUUUUGUUCAUAUCAGUUCUUUUUUUGUCAGCCUGUGUUAACCGUCUGCAGGGACGUCAACUCGGAAGUUUCUGUGUGCUUGCUUUAGGAUUUAGUUUCCUGUGAAUAUUUCACAAAAAACAUUGUGCUUCUCAUUUCAGAUUGUCUAAACCUCCUGUGCCAUUCGUUUUAUUUAUUGUGUUGCCUUUUGCAUCAACAUGCUUGAAGAUGUUACCGUUUGAUGUUUGGAAAUCUGCCUUUUCGGUGAAUUUGAAGUUCAUUGAAGGAAGAAAAAUUGAUUUUGUAUUUGUUGCCUCAGUUGUAUAUAUAAAGUCUGUAUGUUGAGUCCAGCUGAAGUGUUAAAUGUGACGUUUAACAUUUGGGAUUUAACUAUGGAGAAAGAGUUUGAUUUGAUGAAUUGUAUUGGUUCACUUGAUAUCAAUUGAUCAUUUUGUCUGUUUCUGAUUGAAAUAUAGAGAUUGAUAUCUUCAUUUCUCACAGAUAGCAAGCAUCUAUUCACUUACAUAUCACUAAAACCAUCGCUUGGAGAUUGUAAAAAAAAAAAAAAAAGUUAUAAAGACACUCUUAUGGCGUUAAAACACUAUAAUCAUACCAUCACCAUAGUCACUUAUUGCUGUAUUAAGAUAAACAAGACUGCAGACGUCCAGUAUAAAAGCCUACACAAGUGCAGUAAACAGACAAGUUUUGGAUUGUGCCCUUUAUUGUUUUCCCUGUUAAUGUUUUUAUUCGUUUUGUGUCUGUUAUGUACCGUGUUGUACAGACAAGAAAGUAAUAAAUAUGUCCAACUAUGUCUUUA